AUGCAGAUAGCGUAUAGACUGACCUAUAUCUGCCUCUCCAGCCGGGAGGAGAAGCUGUGGGACAUAGCAGACAGCAUCUGUCACUCACUCUGUGUUGCAUUUCACUCAUCACGUUGCACAAACCCUUCCCUGAACCCUCCCAGCUCACCAACUCUCCACUCUCUCUUGCAGCAGCUGCACGGCAAGAACAUCCAGUUCAACGAUGGCUACGUGGUGAAGGAGGCGAUCGGUGUCGGCUCCUACUCAGUGUGUAAACGCUGCGUGCAUAAAGCCACCAACAUGGAAUACGCAGUCAAGGUUAUUGACAAGAGCAAGCGCGACCCUUCCGAGGAGAUAGAAAUCCUCCUGCGAUACGGGCAGCACCCCAACAUCAUCACCUUGAAAGAUGUGUACGAUGAUGGGAAGUACGUGUAUCUGGUGACUGAGCUGAUGAGGGGAGGGGAGCUGCUGGAUAAAAUCCUCAGGCAGAAGUUUUUCUCGGAGAGGGAAGCCAGCUCGGUCCUGCACACGAUCUGUAAAACGGUGGAGUAUCUGCAUUCCCAAGGGGUGGUUCACAGGGACUUAAAACCCAGCAACAUCCUCUACGUGGAUGAGUCGGGAAACCCCGAGAGCAUUCGCAUUUGUGACUUCGGCUUUGCCAAGCAGCUGAGGGCUGAGAACGGCCUCCUGAUGACUCCGUGUUACACGGCCAACUUUGUGGCACCCGAGGUCCUGAAACGCCAAGGCUACGACGAGGGCUGCGACAUCUGGAGCCUGGGAGUUCUCCUGUACACGAUGCUCGCAGGCUGUACACCGUUUGCGAAUGGUCCCAGUGACACUCCGGAGGAGAUCCUGACCCGGAUAGGUGGGGGGAAGUUCUCCGUCAGCGGAGGCAAUUGGGACACUAUUUCUGACAUGGCCAAGGAUCUGGUAUCAAAGAUGCUUCACGUAGAUCCUCAUCAGCGUCUAACAGCUAAGCAGGUCCUGCAGCAUCCGUGGAUAACGCAGAAGGACAGCUUACCCCAGAGCCAGCUGAAUCACCAGGACGUUCAGCUUGUAAAGGGGGCGAUGGCCGCCACGUACUCCGCACUGAACAGCUCCAAGCCAAGCCCCCAGCUGAAACCCAUCGAAUCCUCCAUUCUGGCACAGAGACGGGUGAAAAAACUUCCUUCCACCACCCUGUGA
Tauraco erythrolophus (red-crested turaco) is the source of this 1164-nucleotide messenger RNA. The record is from RefSeq and is a predicted model, not a curated record. NCBI's taxonomy places the organism in Eukaryota, Metazoa, Chordata, Aves, Musophagiformes, Musophagidae.